Dracunculus medinensis (Guinea worm) is the source of this 747-nucleotide messenger RNA. The record is from the annotation of a GenBank genome assembly. NCBI's taxonomy places the organism in Eukaryota, Metazoa, Nematoda, Chromadorea, Rhabditida, Dracunculidae.
AUGCUGUGCGCCGUGCUGCUAUUCCUUCAUGCCAUCAUAAAAACUAUUAGUUCAGAAGGUGUAGAUAUUAAUGAAUGCUUUGUGCAGGUUCCAGGUCAACCUGCGGGCGGAGGUGUUCCAGGCCAGGCUCAAGCUGCUAAUGUGCAACGCCCCUCGCCACUUGCACUCGCGUGCAGAAAUAAUAACGAAGCUUUUUGUACUGCGCUUUUUGAUCUUAUGGAUCCACAAGCUCUGCAAGAUAAUGCAAAUCCAAUGACAACCUAUAAGGUCAAAGAAAAUUGUCAAAAUGCUAAUCUUAAGCAGGAAGCCAUAAGAACAUGUCCUCGUUCCUGCGCAUUUUGUUGUUUAACACCACAGUAUAACUGCACGAAUGAGAAUGAUGCGAGUUGCAACCUGUUCCUUACGAUGCCUCAACUGUGCACAAAUCCAAACAUUUCGGCAAUAGCGUUAGCAAGGUGCCCUCAAAACUGCGGGUUAUGUAACCAACCUGGUGCAGGCGGUCGUUGUCCAGACACUUUUCCAAACUGUGCCGUGUUAGUGGCACUCGCUGGCUGCAAUGACCCAAAUAUGCAACGGAACUGCAUGGGAACAUGCAACCUAAGAACCUCUACGACAGGAGGACCACCUAUUCCGAUUUGUUCAGACGAUCGAGCAAAUUGUGCACAAAUGCAACGCUUUUGCACUGUGGAACCAUUCGCUAGAGCAUUGAGAGAACAGUGCAGAAAAACAUGUCGCAUAUGUGCAUAG